AUGGGUCAAGUAUCUAACGAGAGACAAGCUAUACCAAUUUCCGAUUUGAGCGUCGAUCAACUUACUUAUUUACAGCGGCAGCUUGAUCAAGAAAUUAAUUUUCUUACUGAGUCUUUGAAGGAACUUAGAGUUUUCGAAUCGAAAUUUGCUGCGAGCGAAGAAUCUGUUGAUAAAGUUAAUAAAAUUUCGAAGAGUAGCGAAAUUUUGGUGCCACUGACAGAAUCAAUGUAUAUUCCUGCAAAAAUAGCGGAUCCUGAAACUCAUCUAGUUGAAAUCGGUACUGGUUAUUUUGUGGAGAUGAGUACCGCCAAAGCAGUAGAUUAUUUUAGGCGGAAACAAACUUUUUUGAAAAAUCAGGUCAGUUUUCUAGAAAUAGUUAAACUUCGUCAUUCUAAUAAGUAGUC
Molecule: messenger RNA, 404 nt
Organism: Thelazia callipaeda (thelaziosis nematode)
Lineage: Eukaryota; Metazoa; Nematoda; Chromadorea; Rhabditida; Thelaziidae
Source: the annotation of a GenBank genome assembly